AUGGAAUCUACACCGGACGAUCACGAAUCAUCUUCGUCUCGUUCUGAGAAAUUAGCGAGUACUUAUCAACAGUUCACAAGCAAAUUGAAUAAAAUUGGUGCAAAUGUAACCCGGGAUCCAGUCAUGCGUCGUAGUAUUACUGAAACGUUCAAUGAAAUCAAUAUUCUUUUAUGUGGUGCACCACGAGUUGGAAAGAGUACAUUAAUCAAUGCCAUAUGUGAAAAGCAAUUAGCUAGAACAAGUGCUGGACUUGAUGCCUGUACGACUCGUAUCUCUCCUUACUUUCUCAAAGGUACCGUUGAAGUCGAUUCGGGAAUGAUAAACUAUCGAUAUAAUUUCUGGGACACUCCAGGUAUUGAAAAAUGGACGUCAGAACAGAUACGUAAACUAUUAGAAGAAAUAAAAAACAAGCCGAAAUCUGAUAUUCUCUGUAUGAUCUAUUGCGCAUCGCCAGGUUCUUUCGCAAGUCUUGGACAGCUAGAACGAUUAUUAAAAGAGUGUAUAGAUCAACAAAUAUUUUGUGCUCUCGUGUGUACAAAUAAAUGGGGUGGUAGUACCACUCAAUUUGAAGCUGUUAUGAAUGAUUUUGAACGAUUACUCGAGAAAUACCAUUGUAAAACGCGAGAAGAACAUGGUGUCGUAUUUUUCGGUAACAUGGGAUUAUGUACGGCAGUCAACAGUGAACAAUUUGUAAUUAAAAGCUUGAAUAUGGUAUUUGAGCCAUCGGGUAUUGACGAACUCAUUCUAGGUAUUAUGGAAUCACUUGACGAUGAAAAACUUGCACAGUGGUGUAUGUUAGCAUUUGAAAACAAGAGAUUUUGGAAAAACUUCUCUAAUUUUCCAUCACAAUUGAAAAGCACGUGGACCAAACUACUCGGCAAAAAAUAA
This is a messenger RNA of Rotaria sp. Silwood1, 888 nucleotides long. The record is from the annotation of a GenBank genome assembly. Lineage: Eukaryota; Metazoa; Rotifera; Eurotatoria; Philodinida; Philodinidae.